AUGGGGUUUACAGGAAAGCCAAGCAGGGGCUGUGGAGUGUGCCGCAGACGUCGUAUUAAGUGCGAUGAGGCCUCGCCUGGCUGCUCUUAUUGCCUGAAAAGGCAAAUCGUAUGCCCCGGAUAUCGGUCCCAGUUUGACGUUGCCUGGCGAAACCAAAACGUAGUAGCGGAGCAUGCAGUUCUCCGCAGGAAGAAAGCCAUCGACAAGGCUGAUCGUGACGGUGCAGCUAAAACCCAAGUAGAGCGCCAUGCCUCCCUUAGAAUCCCGAAGUCUUUACCCCAAGACUAUGAGCAAUAUGCCAUCAACUUCUUUCUCUCUUCAUACAUUCUGCUGCCGAAGGACCCCGGUGUACGUCGAGGCAUGUUAGACUGUUUGUAUCCAGUCUGGACUCGGAUUGAUUCUACGUCACCACUGAAGCCAGCUCUUACCGCAGUGGCUUCAUGUAUGCUGGAGGGAUGGUCCAGACUUAGGCCAGACAUCUCGGUAUCGCUUUCACGAUCACACUAUGUGAAAGGUGUAGCAGCACUAAGGGAAGCCCUGGAAGAGAACAAAGACAUUGGGGACGACGUACUUUUGGCAUCACUCAUGUUGGACAUGUACGAAGAGGUAGUAUCAUUCAUGACCGGGACGCGUUCUUUCAGUCCUCAUGUUCGUGGGACCACCUCAUUGAUUGCACAACGACGGAGGCGGCCAGUCACCAACAAGACAUCUCAAAGAGUUCUGCUUGGCGCACGAAGCCAAAUCGUGACGAGAGUAUUGGCUAAUGCCCAACCUGCUCCGUUUGAUCCAUCGGAGUGGAGGGAAAUAACGCCUAAUAUUCUAGAAACACCGGUACUCAUACUGGACGACCUUAAUAUUGACGUAGCAAAUAUCCACGCUGCCGCUUCGUGUCUCAACUCAGAGACUACGCAGAGGGACCUUGCGUGGGAAAUACUACAAAGGACAAUCGAGCUCGACCAACGACUACUAGCCUGGACAAGCUCCACAGCUCCAAUUUAUUGGAUGCCCGUCCGAGUCGCCGGUCCAGAAUGCAUCCCACAGGGAGUGCGCGACGCCGGUCUGUAUCACGAUUAUUGCCACGUUCACCAAAGCAUUUUCAUCGCCGCCACGCUCAACGUAUACUACACCUCGCGCAUCAAACUUCAGUUGGCAAUUCUCAACUGUCUUAAACAUUUGGAUUUUGCCGAUUCCGAUGCCACACGACUGACCACUUUGGAGAUCAUUCAAGAUUUAGCCGACAACGUGUGUGCCAGCGUGCCGUUUCACCUGGGGGAUAGAAGAGAGCCUACUCGCAUCGACGAUAAGGAUGUUCAAUACCCUCAUACUGGAGGGGACCCGGUUUCCGAUCAUCAUUAUGCAGCGGCGGCUGCGUAUGGCGGUUAUCUGCUCACAAGACCGCUAGUGGAGGUUCUCACCGCUCGCUGUCCCUUGAGGACUGGGCAACGAGAAUGGAUUGGAGGCCAAAUGCAGAGGCUCAAGCAGAUUUAUGCCAUUCGACCAAUAUAA
Mytilinidion resinicola is the source of this 1506-nucleotide messenger RNA. RefSeq lists its product as uncharacterized. The coding region runs from base 1 to 1506 and encodes 501 amino acids. The transcript has 2 exons. Gene Ontology annotation, biological process: regulation of DNA-templated transcription. Gene Ontology annotation, molecular function: DNA-binding transcription factor activity, RNA polymerase II-specific; zinc ion binding. NCBI's taxonomy places the organism in Eukaryota, Fungi, Ascomycota, Dothideomycetes, Mytilinidiales, Mytilinidiaceae. The record is from RefSeq and is a predicted model, not a curated record.